AAACAAAUUAACAAAGCCAUAGUAUAAAGUGGGGAAAAAAAAAAGAGAAAAAAGAAAGAAAGAAAGAAAGAAAAGGAGGAGAGUGAUUUAGCUAGAAUUUUUAGGGUACAAGCAUGGAUUCCAGCUCUCUUUCUAAAGUAUUGAUAUCGGCGGCAGUAAUUGGUUUUGCGGGACUUUUCCUUCGGCUCUACAAUUCAUUAGUGGCAAAACCAGGAAGGCUUCGAGCAGCCCUGAGAAAGCAGGGAGUGAGCGGGCCUAAACCAACUUUGCUUCUUGGUAACAUCUUGGAGAUCAAGAAGGCUAGAGAUGCUGCAGCCAAGAAUACCACUGAUGGCGCACCUGAUUCUCAUAAUUGUGGAUCCUUUGUCCUUCCAUUUUUCGAUAAAUGGCGGAGCCAAUUUGGCGAAAUUUUCAUGUUUGCUCUGGGUAACACCCAAAUUUUGUACGUAACACAACCUGAUAUGGUGAGGGAGAUAACUACCUGCACAUCCUUGGACUUUGGAAAGCCAACAUAUCAAGCGAGAGAGAGGGGUUCUUUGCUUGGCCAGGGUAUCCUAACUUCUAAUGGGGCUGUUUGGGCUCACCAGAGGAAGAUUCUUGCUCCCGAAUUGUACAUGGAGAAGGUCAAGGGAAUGGUUGGUCUAGUUCAGGAGUCCACUGUCACAAUGGUAAACUCGUGGAAGAGUAUAAUCGAGGCUGGGGGUGGAAUUGCAGAAAUCAAAAUCGACCAACACAUGAGAAGCUUUUCCGGCGAUGUCAUCUCAAGAGCAUGCUUCGGAAGUAACUAUUCCAAAGGAGAAGAAAUUUUCAAGAGACUCAGAGCUCUUCAAGAAGCUGCAUCCAAGAGAGUUCUCGCCACUGGAAUCCCGGGCGCGAGGCAUCUUCCUACUAAGAGCAAUAGGGAAGCGUGGGCGUUAGAGAAGGAGAUCAAAACACUCAUCUUACAAGUGGUGAAGGAGAGGACAGAAGCUGGAUACGAGAAGGAUCUCCUGCAGAUGGUUCUUGAAGGAGCUAAGAACAGUGACUUGAGCCGGGAUGAUAUUGACCGCUUCAUCGUUGAUAACUGCAAAAACAUCUAUUUGGCCGGCUACGAGACUACUGCUGUCUCAGCCACAUGGUGCCUCAUGCUCUUGGCUGCAAAUCCCGAUUGGCAAGAACGCAUCCGCGCCGAAGCCGUCGAAAUUUGCAGAGGACAAAUUCCAGAUGCUGAUAUGAUCCGUAAGAUGAAACAGUUGACGAUGGCAAUCAAUGAGUCACUGCGCCUUUAUCCUCCGGUGUCCGUCGUCUCAAGGGAGGCCUUGAAAGACAUGAAAUUUGGGGACAUAAAGAUUCCUCAGGGUGUGAACGUCUGGACCCUGGUGACAACAUUGCAUACUGAUCCUGAAAUAUGGGGUCCCGACUCCUACAAGUUCAAUCCGGAUAGGUUUGCAAAUGGGAUAACGGGCGCAUGCAAGCUACCGCACUUGUACGUGCCAUUCGGGGUUGGUCCGAGGGUGUGCCUGGGACAGAAUUUGGCCCUGGUGGAACUCAAAAUCUUGAUUUCCAUGAUUUUAGCCAACUUCUCCUUCUCCAUUUCUCCCAAAUACAAGCACUCACCGGCUCUGCAUUUAGUCAUCGAGCCCGGAAACGGUGUCGAUCUAUUGGUGAAGAAGUUGUAAGGACCACAAAGUGAUCGAGAUCCUCUUUGAUCUAAUGGAUUCGUAAGUGAUUACGAGAGAUCAAUCUUCCAGGACAAAAAUUGCAUAGGAAGCUACACCGCCAAAAAUUUGUGAGGAUUAAUUAAUAUGGGUUCCUUUGCAUUGCACUGUACUUGGUUAAUAGUAAUUCUUUUUUAUCAAAAAAUUUUUUUUUUAAGGCAAGGAGAGUUGUGUUUAGAACUUAAAUCUCCUUGGUCACAUAUGAAGCAAGAAUCAGUACAUGCAUGUACCAUAGCUUUUUCUCUGCACCAAAACUGUACGCUAUUGAUUAUGUUUCAUGCCACGCGACGAGACAUUAUUAUAUUUAUGACCCCAAAAUAAA
Molecule: messenger RNA, 2019 nt
Organism: Coffea arabica (coffee)
Lineage: Eukaryota; Viridiplantae; Streptophyta; Magnoliopsida; Gentianales; Rubiaceae
Product: cytochrome P450 714C2-like
Molecular function (GO): iron ion binding; oxidoreductase activity, acting on paired donors, with incorporation or reduction of molecular oxygen; heme binding
Source: RefSeq, a predicted model, not a curated record